Messenger RNA from Darwinula stevensoni, 417 nucleotides. NCBI's taxonomy places the organism in Eukaryota, Metazoa, Arthropoda, Ostracoda, Podocopida, Darwinulidae. The record is from the annotation of a GenBank genome assembly.
AUGCUAGGCUUCAAGGCAGAAUGUCCUUCAGGCGUGGCAAGGGAGGACACCUUCCGACAAGUCUAUGCUCAGUUCUUCCCUCCCGAAGCGAAUCCGAAGCCUUUUGCUCGACUCCUUUUCCAUGCGAUCGACACGUCUCAAGCUGGGCACAUCACCUUCGAGGAUUUUGCCCUGACGAUGUCGACAUUGUGCCGAGGGGAGACAUCGGAGAAGCUCCGCUGGGCCUUCUCCAUCUACGACCAGGACCGAGACGGACGGAUCUCCAAGCUGGAGUUCCUCAACGUCGUCCUCGCCGUCUAUGCUCUCCUUGGCCCCCGCGUGGACCCUCCAGUGGAUGACUGGAGCAUCGUCGAUAAGGCCGAGCACGCUUUCCGGGUGAGGAUUCCAGACUUCCACAUUUCCUUCCUCUUCCGAUAG